CAUGACUUAUUAUUACCCUGCCCUGGUGUUGUUGCAGUGUCAGGGGAGGUGACAUAUCACGGUUGGUCCCGUGCCAGCACAUUCUUGGGACCAGACCUUAUAUCUCCUGUCCACACGGCUCACAUAAAAAGCUGCCCAUUGUUUCCAGCGGCCACUGUUUGACCCUCCACAUCUCUAUAGACACCCGUUUGCAGGUAAAGAAAAAGACAAUAAUAUUUGAUAGUUUUAUGUCUCGCAUUUUGUGUGGAUUCAAUUCAAAUUCGGUGUAGUUGUGUUUCAGUGUUUUGUUCUGGUUUAACAUUCAAGUUUAAAUUACAGUUUGUCCGGUAGAGCUCUUAUUAUACACAGCAUUUUUACAGUGUGGUCAAGUUUAUCAUCAAAUUACUGCAUCGUUGUAAAAUGUGUCGGCCGGAUGAGAGUAUUUACUUUUUCCAAAUCGUCUACUUGUAACCACAGCUGUCAGGUUUCUGUCUGUUUCAUCGUUUCAUCCAGAGCUUUCUUAACAAAUCUGUCAAGCUGCAAACCACCAGGAUAAUGCUGAAUACAGGGAGAGGGGACUGUUCUCGCCAUGUCCUUGCUUUAAUCCUCUUGUCAAGGGUUGAGAACUGUUUACAAUGUGGCGCCUUGAUGGGUCAUUGCUAUAUCGGGGUGCCGUAACACCCCUAUAUUACUAUACUAAUACUAAUGGCUGUUUCUCUCCUGUGUUUUUUCACUAUAGUUGUGAGAAAAAGCCUCCCGACUCGGACGAUGAAUCCCAAAGGGGAUAAGCCGAAGUCGAAGAUUUCGGCUUCUCGCAAGCUCUCUCUGAAGAUGCUUCUCCUCACAAGAGCCUGUGAGGAUUUGGAGAGGGAGAGGCAGGAGAGGGAGGAGGAGAAAGUGCGCUAUAUAGGAGAAAACCUGCCCCCUUUGCAAAUGUCUGGGUUAUCACUGGACGAACUACAGAAAAUGGUCAAGGAGCUUCACUCAAGGAUCGAUGUCGUGGACGAGGAGCGAUAUGACUGCGAAUCCAAAGUGGGCAAACACAACAAAGAUAUCCACGAGCUGAAGCUGAAGAUACAGGACCUCGGAGGCAAGUUCAAGAAGCCUGCCUUGAGGAAGGUGAGGGUGUCGGCGGAUGAGAUGAUGAGAGCUCUCCUGGGCUCCAAGCACAAGGGCUCGAUGGACCUCCGAUCCAACCUCAAGUCCGUGAAGAAGGAGGACGUCAAACAGGACAAGGUGCUCACCUCUGAAGUGGGCGACUGGCGUAAGAACGUGGAGGCCAUGUCGGGCAUGGAGGGCCGCAAGAAGAUGUUCGACACAGCCGGGGGGCCGCAGUGAGAUGCUUUGGGAGGAGUCCUGCGCGGAUGAUGAAGGUGGAUAAGAACGGGGGGGGGGAAAGAGGAAAGAGGUCCGGGUAGACGUAUGGGAUGGAUCACAAAGGUCAUGAGCAUUUACAACCACCGGUACGUUAGCUGUGCCUCGAUUUUCUAGAUGACCAUUUUUUUUUUGUGUGCAAUGACUCAAAGUGUAGAAUGAGACCCGUUGUUUUUUUUGAUAACAAAAGUACAUUAUUCUUGUUUUGCUAUGACAUCUUUGGACAAUUGAAAUGGAUUUGAUUAAAGUUGUGCUCUGUGA
Pungitius pungitius (ninespine stickleback) is the source of this 1614-nucleotide messenger RNA. Its product is annotated as troponin I, slow skeletal muscle-like. The coding region runs from base 685 to 1317 and encodes 210 amino acids. Gene Ontology annotation, biological process: skeletal muscle contraction; cardiac muscle contraction. Gene Ontology annotation, cellular component: troponin complex. The record is from RefSeq and is a predicted model, not a curated record. NCBI's taxonomy places the organism in Eukaryota, Metazoa, Chordata, Actinopteri, Perciformes, Gasterosteidae. The transcript is spliced from 7 exons.